Micromonas commoda is the source of this 1458-nucleotide messenger RNA. RefSeq lists its product with no specific name. The transcript has a single exon. The record is from RefSeq and is a predicted model, not a curated record. The annotation marks the transcript as partial. Lineage: Eukaryota; Viridiplantae; Chlorophyta; Mamiellophyceae; Mamiellales; Mamiellaceae.
AGGGUGGUGAUCGUGGGUCUCGGACCCGCGGGACUCUUCGCGGCGCUCGCACUCGCGGAGGCUGGCGUGCCGGUGACGGUGCUGGAGCGCGGGCAGCCGGUGGAGGGACGCGGCCGCGACAUCGGCGCUCUCUUCGCCAGGCGCGUUUUAAACUCGGACAGUAACCUGUGUUACGGCGAGGGCGGCGCGGGAACGUGGUCGGACGGCAAGCUCACGACGCGCAUCGGAAGGAACAGCGACGACGUGCGCACGGUGUUGAGAUCGCUCGUGGCGUUCGGGGCGCCGCCGGAGAUUUUGGUGACUGGGAAGCCCCACCUGGGCACGGACAGGCUGGUUCGAAUACUCAGAAACGCGAGGGAGUACCUCGUCGGCAGGGGCGCGGAUAUACGCUUCGGGUGCACCGUGGACAGGGUGCUGUUCGAGAAUACCGACGAUACCGGCGACGGGAGGAGCAUGAGGGCGUGCGGGGUCGUAGUGCGGAAGAAUAGCCGCGGCGACACGGGCUCCGAGCGGCCCGGCGCGCCCGAGACUCUCAAGGCGAAAGCCGUGAUACUCGCGGCGGGUCACUCCGCGAGGAACCUGAUGGAGAACCUCCUGACGGACGGCAUCGAGCUCAAGUAUCAGCCGUUCGCGGCGGGGUUCAGGAUCGAACACCCGCAGGCGCUGCUCAACGAGCUUCAGUACGGCGAGGACCUCGCGUCGCUCGCCGCGAAGGGCAAGGGGCCGCUCCCCGUCGCCGAUUACCGGCUCGCGCACCAGUGCCGAUCCGACGUCGAGGUCUCCGCGUCACCCGGCGCGGAGUACGUCCAGCGGGCGUGCUACUCGUUCUGCAUGUGUCCCGGCGGUCAGAUCGUUCCCACCAGCACCGUCCCCGAGGAGCUUUGCGUGAACGGGAUGUCCUUCUCGAAGCGGGGGAGCGAUUGGGCCAACAGCGGUUUGGUGUCGACAAUUACCGAGGCUGACGCGAUGCCCUUCUGUGCCGCGCCCGGGCGCGAGGCGUUGGCGGGGCUCGACUUUCAGCGGCACAUCGAGCGCGAGGCGUCGCGCAUGGGCGGCGGCGACCUGACCGUGCCGGUGCAGACCGCGCCCGACUUCAUCGAGGGGAGAGAGAGCGACCCCGCCGCGUUGCCGACGUCUUCGUACCGGCUCGGCGUCGUCCCCGCCAGGCUCGACUUGCUGUACCCGCCCGCGGUUACCGAGGCGGUGCGCGAAUCCCUCAUCGCGUUCGACAGGAAGGUGCCCGGUUUUGCCGGCCCCGACGCGCUUCUACACGCCCCCGAGGCGAGGACGUCCAGCCCCGUUCGCGUCGUCCGCGACUCGGAGGAUUACCAGAGCGCCACGGCGGCGGGUUUCUUCCCGGUGGGCGAAGGCGCGGGGUACGCGGGCGGGAUCGUGAGCGCCGCGGUGGACGGGUUGUGCGCGGCUGGAAGGGUCGGGGCGUUCGUGGAGGGGGGGUGA